Messenger RNA from Pongo pygmaeus (Bornean orangutan), 1378 nucleotides. It is a transcript of the gene PLEKHJ1, whose product is annotated as pleckstrin homology domain containing J1. The transcript is spliced from 5 exons. The record is from RefSeq and is a predicted model, not a curated record. Gene Ontology annotation, cellular component: trans-Golgi network; recycling endosome; early endosome. The coding region runs from base 125 to 691 and encodes 188 amino acids. Gene Ontology annotation, biological process: retrograde transport, endosome to Golgi; receptor recycling; endosome organization. Lineage: Eukaryota; Metazoa; Chordata; Mammalia; Primates; Hominidae.
CAGGCGCACUAGCCCUGGCGGUGCUUCCGUGUCUGCGCCGUGAGACAUUUUUGGCGCCGGCCCCAGCGUGAGCGGGGACGGCGGCCGGGAGGGCGAGGCCCGGGUUCCCGUUCCCCGCGAAGCCAUGCGGUACAACGAGAAGGAGCUGCAGGCGCUGUCCCGGCAGCCGGCCGAGAUGGCGGCCGAGCUGGGCAUGAGGGGCCCCAAAAAGGGCAGCGUGCUGAAGCGGCGUCUGGUGAAGCUGGUGGUGAAUUUUCUCUUCUACUUUCGGACAGACGAGGCCGAGCCCGUCGGAGCCCUGCUGCUGGAGCGCUGCAGAGUCAUCCGGGAAGAACCCGGCACCUUCUCCAUCAGCUUCAUCGAGGACCCUGAGAGGAAGUAUCACUUUGAGUGCAGCAGCGAGGAGCAGUGUCAAGAGUGGAUGGAGGCUCUGCGUCAGGCCAGCUACGAGUUCAUGCGGAGAAGCCUCAUCUUCUACAGGAAUGAAAUACGGAAGGUGACGGGCAAGGUGUGUGCAGGGCUGCAGAGGGCCGGGGUGGGGCUGCAGGUGGCCAGGGUGGGGCUGCAGGUGGCUGGGGUGGGGCUGCAGGUGGCAGAAGCAGUCCUCCGGCCCUGGCUCAUGGCCACCCGUCCACCCCACAGGACCCCCUGGAACAGUUCGGCAUAUCCGAGGAGGCCAGGUUCCAGCUGAGUGGCUUGCAGGCAUGAGCGCAGGGCAUGGCGGUCAGCGUGCAGCUGGACAGGACUGUCCUGCCCAGCCGUGAAUCGCUUGGCGAUGCCUGGAUUUGUUUUGUUUUGGUUUUUGGGUCAGGGUGUCACUGUGUUGCCCAGGCACAGUGGUGCCACAGCUCACUGUGACCUUGACCUUCUGGACUCAAGUGAUCCUCCUGCCUCAGCUUCCCAAGUAGUGGGGGUCACAGGCAUGAGCCGCCACACCCGGCCAUCACACCUGGAUUUUCAGUGGGAGGUUUUUGGUUUGGAGACAUCCAAAGCCUGAAGCCAGAUGGGUGUGGGCAGGGGCUGCAUUUUAUGAAACUGCCCAGCAAGCUGCCCUCCCUGAGGCCCCAGGAUCCACCUAACUGGCCUGGCACCUGGUGCCACAUGCUGCUGCCAGGAUAUGCGCCCUCCCACAGGUGCCCCGCCUGAGUUGUGUGCAUCCAGGACCUGGCGAGCCCCUGGGCUGGUGGCAUGGCUCCCCUGCCCCGUGCUGAAUGAAUGUACGGAGCCAGACAAAGCUGUGAAUGGCAUAGGGGCUGAGUCCCCCACCAGCUGUGAAUUCUGCAAACAGGAGGGCCCUGGCUGUCUGUGCACCUGGGGAAGUGGCUGCCCUGGGGCCGGGGUGCUUGUUCUGUUCAAAUAAAGGUACCUCUUCUCCACA